Molecule: messenger RNA, 351 nt
Organism: Fraxinus pennsylvanica
Lineage: Eukaryota; Viridiplantae; Streptophyta; Magnoliopsida; Lamiales; Oleaceae
Source: the annotation of a GenBank genome assembly
AUGGAGGAAGUUUCCGGCGACGGAAGUUUUAGCUUGACGCCGGAGCUGAGUUCCGGCGAGGCAAACGACAAUGAGCGGCCUAGUGAGGCUCCACAGGAGACCCCCUUAACGAUGUCCGCGUCAUUUAGGGACGGAGGCAAGAGCUUGUCGCGACGGAGGGCGGCGGUCCGACCGAGUUUAGAUGCAUAUGAGUUCUUAAAUCUGCUCCACAGAAACAAGAAAAAAAUAAACGAGGAAAAGCAGUAUCAAACGGAUGGCAAAACCAAGCUCAAGAGUGAAGAGAAGAAGCUGAAUUUGCAGAAAAAUGAACGAAGUUUCCGAAAUUCCUGGACACCACAAGUUAUUUCAUAG